CUUUUGCUCCAGUUCAUUGCAAUGACUGUGACGUUUUCUUUACUAUUGGUUUUAUGAAUAUAUUAAUUAGCCGCACGUUCACGGGCAUGUCCUGUAUAAGGCUGCGUUAACUUCAUUGUUAAGCGCGAUGCGAAAACUCGUUCCCUUUUUUUUUUUUUACUUUACUCCCUUCGUAGUACUGGUGAUGGGACCAGCGCCGUCUACGAGUCGGGACAUUUACAUAUAUAAGGGGCUUCACGACAGAUCCUACUCAGCAGUCGCACCUUCGCAGGCUCGUAUACUUCACCAUGACCGGACUUCGUGCAUGCCUUCUUCUAGCCCUGGCCAGCAGCGCCAUUGCUGGUCAAAUCCAUGGGGGCCUUAGCCACGGCAUCGGCCUUUCCGGUGUCGGCUAUUCCGGCCUUGGCUACUCUGGACUGGGCUACGGUUCCCUAGGCUACGGUUAUGGUCUCGGCUAUGGCCAAGCCGUGGGUUUCGGCAACGGCUUUGGCUACUCGGGUCUGACCGGAUACACCGUCGCUGCCCCAGCCGUGAGCCGCACCGUGUCCACCUACCACGCUGCUCCGGCCGUCGCCACCUACCACGCUGCUCCAGCUGUCGCCACCUACCAAGCUGCUCCAGUGGCUACCUACCACGCUGCUCCAGUCGUGACUAGGGUGUCUACUAUUCAGGCUGCUCCGGCUGUCGCUACUUACGCCGCUGCCCCAGUCGCCACCUACGCCGCUGCCCCAGCUGUCACCAGGGUCACUAGCUACCAGCCAGCUGUCGCCCGUGUCGCUACCUACCAGGCAGCUCCAGCUGUCACCCGUGUCGCUACCUACCAGGCCGCUCCAGCUGUCGCUACCUAUGCCGCUGCUCCAGUUGCCACCUACGCCGCUGCUCCAGUUGCCACCUACGCCGCUGCUCCAGCUGUGACUAGAGUGUCCACCAUCCACGCUGCUCCGGCUGUGGCCAGCUACCAAACCUACCAUGCCCCAGCUGUUGCCACCAUCGCUCACGCUCCAGCUGUGACAAGCUACCAGACCUACCAUGCUCCCGCUGUUGCCACUGUGGCUCACGCCCCAGCUGUCGCCAGCUACCAGACCAUCCACGCUGCCCCAGCCGUCGCCACUUACGCCCACGCUGCUCCAGUGUACGGAUACGGCGUUGGAUCGCUCGGCUACGGUGUCGGCAACUACGGCUACGGACACGGCCUUGGAAGCUAUGGCCUGAACUAUGGUUACGGCCUUGGCACCUAUGGCGACUACAGCACCCUCCUCCGCAAGAAGAAGUGUAAGUACAUACUCAUCGGUAUAAUGACUUCAAAUGCUGUCAGAACAAUCAGCUUAAUUCCCAUUGCAUCCAAAGUGUUACUAGCCGGAGGCAUGCUGUUUAGAGAAGCUUGUUUUAGAGAACGCCGUUUCACCGACCCCAGUUUAUGGAAUUAUUUCAUAGAGAAACCCAGUUUAGAGAAAAAUGGCUAUGACCCACCUUUUAGAAAAUUCAGCCGGCUCGAAGUGGCGUGUGCUGAUGAGUCAGGUGGGUUGACAUUUUCGUAAUGAGCCGCCACAGACUGUCGCCUCGAAGUGGUGUAAA
Messenger RNA from Ixodes scapularis (black-legged tick), 1575 nucleotides. RefSeq lists its product as uncharacterized. Bases 288 to 1538 code for a protein of 416 amino acids. NCBI's taxonomy places the organism in Eukaryota, Metazoa, Arthropoda, Arachnida, Ixodida, Ixodidae. The record is from RefSeq and is a predicted model, not a curated record. The transcript has 2 exons.